Molecule: messenger RNA, 2793 nt
Organism: Lontra canadensis (Northern American river otter)
Lineage: Eukaryota; Metazoa; Chordata; Mammalia; Carnivora; Mustelidae
Gene: ZNF438
Product: zinc finger protein 438
Exons: 5
Coding region: 201-2687 (828 amino acids)
Biological process (GO): regulation of transcription by RNA polymerase II
Cellular component (GO): nucleus
Molecular function (GO): sequence-specific DNA binding; DNA-binding transcription factor activity, RNA polymerase II-specific
Source: RefSeq, a predicted model, not a curated record
UUAUCUCCUGUAUUGAUAUUCCUGUCUUGACUCAAGCCAGGGAUUCUCCUAGGAGGAGAGAAUUGAUAGCAGUACCUCCUCAACUAUAAAGAUAAAGAUGAAUGCUGUGUUUCAUCCAGUACUGAAAAUUUGAAGUUUUGAAGAUACUUGCUAAGUCAGAUCACUUCAAGAAAGUUGCUAUUCACUUCCAGCAUAUCAUAAUGCAGAAUUCUCUCUCAGUACCACCAAAAGAUCAAGGCGAAUCACACAUCUCUUCUGGACAGAUUCAGAGUGGGAAAGGUUUGCAGAAUAAAAGUCAGUUUAGGACCAUUGCACCAAAAAUCAUGCCCAAGGUCCUAACAUCCAGAGUGCUAUCGUGCCAUUCCCCAUCACUCUCUGAUCAGGUGAAUCCAGGACCCUCCAUCAACGCCAAGCCACUGGGAGUGCCUGCCCAGAAUUAUGCUCUGAUGCAGGUUGCUGGACAGGAAGGGACGUUUUCUCUCGUUGCUCUGCCACACGUUGCCUCAGCUCAGUCAAUCCAGAAGCCCAGAUUACCGCUGCCUGAAAACGUUAAACUGCCUAUUCCUCGAUACCAACCUCCGAGAAAUAACAAAGGAUCAAGAAAGAAACCCAUUCAGAGCUCCUCUGAGACUGGUGCUGGCAUACCUCCUGCCCAAACCCAUGCGUCCCCCUCCCCACUUGACCAUCCCGAACCCCCGCACAAAGCUGGUCUGUUGGAGCAAGUGCCGUCACGAGACCAAGCCCCAGCCAGCAUUAGCACGGCAGCACCAACCAACCAAGGUGGCCCCGGGGACUCUCCACCUCUGGUGACCAGUGACUGUGGAGAUACGAGCCCUCCUGCCACCCCACCAUCGUCGACACCAGAGGAGCUCUCUGGCAAGCAGGAUCUCGCAAAGCCUUCAGGCAAAGCAAACUUGGUGACCAAGAAAACCUGCAGUAAGCCUUCUUCCGUUGCUGGUGAAAAGCUUAAAGAACAAGUUCAUCUUGCAAAAGCCAUGACCAUUUUAUCACCCGCUGUUUUUGGCAACACGGUUCAGCUGAUCUCUCCAGUCCCCAGAGGUAAACUGCCAAUCCUCCCCUAUGCCCGGAUGAAAACAGCGGAGGUGUGCAAAGGUCCGUCGGAUAUUAACACAGCAGACAGUUCUCUGCCCGGGCUCAGGGCCGUCUGUGAUCAGACAGCUUCCAUCACGGAGGGCUUUCAUGCAGCCACCGAAACAGUUGGCAAGGCACCUGCUCCACAGUCGUCAAAGCAGAAUCCCUGUGAGAGCACUUUUUGUCCCGCCACCAGACUGGAUCUAGGCCACAAAGCCAAACUGAACAGCGGGGCAGCCAAGAGAAGAGUACGGAAACGAAAGGUACCAGAGGAAAUGUUGGCAUUUCAGGGGAAAAGGAGGAAGUGUAUCAUUAAUAAGUGUAAAGAUGGUAAAGAAAGAGUGAAAACCGAUCCCCAGGAAUCCAGGGACCAAAAACCCGGGGCUCUGAAGAAAUACCGCAGCAUUAUGCCGAAGCCGGUGAUCAUGGUGCCCGCCCUGGCUCCCCUGGCUUCUCCGGCAGGCGUGCUUCAGCCCCACGCCCCUGGCAGCCUGGGACAGGACGUUUUGUUCAGUAAUCCACUCACUCCUAAGUACCUGGGCUGGAAGCAGGACGGUGGCACGUCCCCAAAGCCCAGCUCCACACUGCGGAAUGGCUUCCCCAGCCUCAAGAAGCCCUGGCACAGGUGUCACGUGUGCGACCACCACUUCCAGUUCAAGCAGCACCUCCGAGACCACAUGAACACACACACGAACAGACGGCCGUACAGCUGUCGCCUGUGCCGCAAGGCGUACGUGCGCUCGGGCAGCCUGAGCGCACACAUGAGGCUCCAGCACGGCGAGAACCGUCUGAAGAAACUCGUGUGCUGUGAGUUCUGCGCCAAGGUGUUCGGUCACGUCAGAGUCUACUUCGGCCACCUGAAAGAAGUGCACCGGGUGGUCAUCAGCACGGAGCCCUCUCCCGGAGAGAGGCAGCCGGGGGAAUCGCCGAGGAACAGAGGCCUGGCUGUGCGAGGGACCGAGGGAUCCGGGGAGAGGGAAAACAAGUCAAGCCUGGAAGAGGACCUCCUCCUUACCCAGGCAGAUGAAGUCAAGUUACAGAUCAAAUGUGGCCGCUGUCAGAUCACUGCUCAGUCUUUCGCCGAAAUCAAGUUUCACUUACUUUACGUCCAUGGAGAGGAAAUUCAGGGCCGGCUGCAAGAGGAGAUCCUACCAGGAAGCAGAGGCACUCAGGAGGAGCUAGUGAAAUACGCUGCUCCCUUCUGGAAACAGCAUCCUGAGAGAAGAAAGCUGCUUCACAAGCACGGUCCCCCUGAGGAGGAAUUCCCCGCAUUUCCCAAACUGAAACGGCAGCUCUGCCUUUAUCCCCAGAAGGAUAUGGAAAUCCUCAGAAAGGCUGAAGGAGCCCAGGCAGGACCCAGCGAGGCUGGUGCGGCCCCCUGGGCCCCUGAGGGUCCCAACCCCCACGUCCCCCUGCUUCGGUCCCACUCAGGCUUGAACUGCAUCCUAUGCACACAGACACUGCCAAGGAAGGAAGAACUCCUCCUGCACUGGGAGCAGCAGCACAACUGUGAGAACCCUUCCAAGCUGUGGACCAUCUUACACACGCUCUGCCACCAGGGAGUGAUCGGACUUUCCGACAAAUCUGAACAAUGAAGUACUGGGGUGGGAAAGGGGGUUAACGAGAGUGUUGCUCACUGGCUUUCUCUUUCUCUCAAAGCUUUGUGUUCCUAGGGUGGUGCUUCAUUAUAAAAGUCAAAGU